Molecule: messenger RNA, 1266 nt
Organism: Dipodomys ordii (Ord's kangaroo rat)
Lineage: Eukaryota; Metazoa; Chordata; Mammalia; Rodentia; Heteromyidae
Gene: Adat2
Product: adenosine deaminase, tRNA-specific 2
Exons: 5
Coding region: 41-475 (144 amino acids)
Biological process (GO): tRNA wobble adenosine to inosine editing
Cellular component (GO): cytoplasm; nucleus
Molecular function (GO): zinc ion binding; tRNA-specific adenosine-34 deaminase activity
Source: RefSeq, a predicted model, not a curated record
AGACGCCCUUGAAAAUACUGAAGUUCCUGUUGGCUGUCUUAUGGUCUACAACAAUGAAAUCGUGGGGAAGGGAAGAAAUGAAGUGAAUCAAACCAAAAAUGCUACUCGACAUGCAGAAAUGGUGGCCAUUGAUCAAGUCCUAGAUUGGUGUCAACGAAAUGGCCAGAGUCCUUCUGCCGUGUUUGAACGUACCGUGCUGUAUGUCACUGUGGAGCCGUGCAUUAUGUGUGCAGCUGCUCUCCGCCUGAUGAAAAUCCCGCUGGUCGUCUACGGCUGUCAGAAUGAACGAUUUGGUGGCUGUGGCUCCGUUCUAAAUGUUGCCUCUGCUGACUUACCAAAUACGGGAAAACCAUUUCAGUGCAUCCCUGGAUAUCGGGCUGAGGAAGCUGUGGAACUGUUAAAGGCCUUCUACAAGCAAGAAAAUCCUAAUGCACCAAAAUCAAAAGUUCGGAAGAAGGAAUGUCAGAAAUCCUGAACUUGUAAUGAAAGACAAAAGCCCCACGGUGACCUGGAUGGAAUCCCCAGCCUGAAAAGCUGCUGGCAUGGAGGGAGCAUAUAGUAUGUGUUGUUUGUUAUUCUCCGGGAAGACGGAGAAUAACAUUUGCUCUCUUAAGGGAACAAAUUAGUGCUUUUUAAAAGGCUGACAAUUGUAAACAACUAUUAGCUUCUCCACAGCUGAAAGAACAUUUUUAUGAAGGGGGGGAAAAACUAAAGUUUGAGGUUUUAGGAAUUAGCAAACAGUACAUGUCUUUAAGCCACAGCUUCAUUCCAGCUGAGUGUAGGCUGGGAUUUCAGAGUGUCCAUGCACACCCCGUCACCUGCACUCAUUUGGACUAGAAAGCCAUGGUCACGUGUGUCCUUUACAACUGGCUUUUUGGAGGUGGAGUUGGAUUUUCAUUCUUUAUAGCUGUUGUGGUCUCCCAGUGUAUUGGCUGCAUGAGUGUGAGUGUGUUUGUGUGUGUGUUGGCUUUAGGGCUUGAACUCAGAUGUCACUCUCUGGCUUUUUCGCUCAAACUUGUGUCACACCUCCAGUCCUAGCUUUAUGUUGGUUAACUGCAGAUGAGUCUCAUGGACUUUUCCCCCCAGCCUGGCUUCAAACUCUGACCCUCCGAUCUCAGCAUUUUUUAGUCGCUAGGAUUCAGGUGUUAGCCACCAGUGCUGGGCAAGUCUGGCUUUUUUCUACACUGUAUAUUAUUUGUAUACACUGUAUACAUGUGACUAUGAAAUCUAUUGAUUUUAUUAAAUACAUAGAAAAAUGCUUUUAAA